UGACUCCAUCGCUCCACCGCUCCGGGCUUUGGCAGCAUUGUCCCCUCUGCUCGGUGUGUGUGUGUGUGUGUGUGAGUGUGUGUGUGUGUGUGUGUGACCCGGACCCUGGACCACCGCACCCCGUCAUGGACCCGGGACCCGGCCCCGCUCCGCCGGCCCUGAGCGCUGACCCCGCGCUGUCCCCGUAGCGUCCGCACGCUGAGCUGGUCCACGCUGGUCUCUGCGAACCACCAGCCACUGGAGCACUGGAGCACUGGGAGCAGUCACUGGAAGUAGCACUGGGAGCACUGGGAGGAGCACUGGGAGCAUAAGGAGCACAUGAGCGCAGUGCGGGUGGGGAUCACUAACGGGGAGGCGAUGUGGGGAGCCGGGCGGAGGCUCGGGGCCCAGCCCUGAGGAGGCGUCCUGCGGCUGGGAGGAGCGCGGCCCCUCCUCUGGCCCUCCUGCGGCGCUCCGGGACGCUCCUACUAAGAUGUCCCUCAGCAGCGGCCCUGCAGGCGGGAAAGGUGUGGACUCCAACGCGGUGGACACGUACGACAGCGGCGAUGAGUGGGAUAUCGGCGUGGGCAAUCUGAUCAUCGACCUGGACGCCGACCUGGAGAAGGACAAGCUGGAGAUGUCGAGCAGUAAAGAGGGAGGGGCCAUGGCCGCCCCCCCCGGCGCCGUGGCUGCUUUACCGGACAAUAUCAAGUUCGUUAGCCCCGUAGCCGCCGCGCAGGGCAAAGACAGCAAAUCCAAAUCCAAACGUAGUAAGAACUCUAAGGAGAGCAUUAAGGCCCCGGUCUCAGACGGGGCCAAGAAAGAGGUUCGGGGUCGGGCCCCCGGGGACCCGCCACCCCCGAACCCCAACUCUACCACCCCGACCAAGGGGACCGACAAGUCUAGUAAACCCUCCCGUCCCCUCCCCGCUGUGAAAAAGGACAAAGACGGGCUUUCUGGGAAAACUAAGAAGGACAAAAUGGAGGUUGUGGCGCCCGGAGUGGUCGGCGCCGAAAAAGAGACCGUGGCCCCCCUCCCGCAGGCAGGGGCCCCUCGCAGCAGCCCCUUCGAGGGCCAGCAGAACCCCGAGGACGCAGCGGAGCAGCUCGGGAACAUGGAGCUGGAGCUGGAGUUGGCUGGGAUUGGACAGCCCGUCGCCAUGACGACAGAGCAAGAGGAGGUGGACAACGGCGAAUGCCGAAAUGUGAAGAAAGUGGUGGUCGUGAAGAUGGAGUCUCCGGUCUCCACCCCGGCUCCUCCUCCUCUCCACCUCCUCGCCCCCGUCGUCGUCAACAGCGACAUCUCGUCUCCCUGCGAGCAGAUCAUGGUCCGAACGCGCUCGGUGGCGGUGAACACGGCGGACACGGCGCAGGCGACGGAGCCGGAGUGCCUGGGGCCCUGUGAGCCAGGCACCAGCGUCAACCUGGAGGGCAUCGUGUGGCAGGAGACGGAGGACGGUAUGCUGGUCGUCAACGUCACCUGGAGGAACAAGACGUACGUGGGAACCCUGCUGGACUGCACCCGCCACGACUGGGCCCCCGAGGUAACGGCUGAACGCCACACACAGGAUCGGUUCUGCGAGUCUCCGACCAGCGACGUGGAGAUGCGUAGCGGGCGCGGUCGGGGGAAGAGGAUGCGUCCCAGCAGCAACACGCCGCUGAACGACAACAGCAACUCCUCAGACAACAGGGGCAGCGGCGGCGGAGGCAAGACGCGCGGCGCCGCUGCCAACAGCAAAGGACGGAGAGGCAGCCAGACGGCCGGCGCCGCCGAGGACGCCAAGGCCAGCCCGUCCUCCGCCAAGAGGAAGACCAAGCCCACCUCCGACAUGGAGCCCACCUCCAGCUCGGAGGACACCAAGGCCUCCAAGCGAAUGAGAACCAACUCCACCGGCGCCGUGCUCCCCGUCCCCGGAGGUAAAUCUGACCCCCUGCCCCCGCAGCUGGACCGGACCUGCCUCCCCGUGCUCAUCGACUGCCCUCACCCCAACUGCAACAAGAAGUACAAGCACAUCAACGGGCUCAAGUACCACCAGGCCCGAGCCCACAACGACCACGACGUCCGAUUGGACCAGGACGGCGACAGCGAGUACGGGGACGACCCCGCCCUCCACCCCGACCCCGCCUCCUGCAACGGCGCCGCUGUCUCCCCCGCCCGCUCCACCACGCCGAAGGGACGGGGUUUUGACGCGCCGUCCCCGUCGCCGGGGAGGCUGAAGGGGAAGAAGAAGGCGGGAGAGGCGGAGCCCGAUGUGACUGACGGCGGCGAGGAGGCGGGGUGCUUGACGGACGACGCCAGCAACGACGGCAUGGACGACAGGAAGUCGAAGAAGAUGGCGGCCGGGGGCAAAGCUGAUAAACUGACCCCGAAAGGCCUGAAGCAGGGCCGCCCCCACCGCCAACGCCUCACCCUACGCCCUGCGGCGUCCUCCCCGCUGGGCUCAGUGGUACAGCCCGUCCCCAAGAGCCCCCAGAUGAAGAACAUGCAGCCCAAACCCCCCCCUCUAUCUGACCCCGCCUCCAGCCCCACCCUCGCCAAGGACAAGAAGAAGAAGGACAAGAAGAAGAGGGAGGGAGGGAAGGAGGGGGACAGUCCGAAGGGUAAAGGGGGGCCGGAGGAGGGGAAGAGCCCGUACUCUGACUCGUCCGACGCUUUGCUCAACGGCUCCUCAGAAGCCCACCAGAGCCGUCUGGCCAGCAUCAAGGCCGAGGCCGACAAGGUGUACAGCUUCUCGGACAACGCGCCCAGCCCGUCCAUCGGCGUGGCCAGCAGGAUGGAGGCCGGCCUCGGGCCCAACCAGAACGGAGCCGAGACCGGCAGCCCCGCCUACUCCGACAUCUCCGACGCCGGGGAGGACGGGGAGGGGAAGUCGGAGGGGGUGAAGGUCAAAACCGAACCCGACCAGGGCCCUCGUGAGGGGGCCAAGAAGGCCCUGUUCCCCCCUCAGGCUCCCAGCAAGGAGUCCCCGUACUACCCCAACUACGACUCCUACUACUCCCCCAACUACCCCAACCCCAGCCCCGGUGCGGCACCGGCAGCCCCGCCUCACGUGGAAGGAGCUCAGGUGAAGGUGAAGAAGGAGGAGGAGCCGGAGGUCGUGGAGGAGCUGAAACUGAAGGUGGAGCCUCAGGAGGAGAGGAAGCUGGAGCCGGGGCCCCAGCAGCCGUCGGUCAUCCAGCAGCGCUCCAACAUGUACGCCCAGCCGCUCUACUACAACCAGUACUACGUCCCCCCCUACUCCUACUCCCCCGACCAGGCCUACCACGCCCACCUGCUGGCCUCUAACCCCGCCUACCGCCAGCAGUACGAGGACCGGCAGCGGCUGGUCGACAGGAAGGCCGAGGGCAAAGAGCGGGAGGCCUGUGGGAAGGAGGAGUGGAAGCAGAAGGCCUCGGGGCCCCCCACCCUGUCCAGAGCCCCCAGCCUCACAGACCUGGUCGCCAAGGGGGGGCUGAACCCCACCAAGCCCAAAGAGCCCUCGCCGGCUGGGGAACAGUCCAAAUCGGUCAUCAUGGUGAAGGGGGAGGACCAGAAGGCCCCCGCCCCGCAGCCCGAGGGUCUGAAGAUGAAGCUGAGCGAAGCCGGGCAUCAUGGGAAAGAGGAGGCCAAGCCGGGGUUGGAGCCAGGCAGGCCGGCGGGUGUAGAGCCCGCCAUGUGGUACAGACAGGAGCCGGACUCGCGCCUGUGGCCGUACGUCUACCCCAACAAAUACUCUGAAGCUCCCAAACCGCAGGAGGAGGACCGGUGGAAGGAGGACCGGGAGAGGGAGCGCGACAGGAAAGGGAAGGAGGAGAGGCCGCGGCCCAAGGAGGGUCUCCAGAAGGAGGAGGCGGCCAAGGAGGGGGCGGAGGGCCGGACUCAGCUGCCUCCAGAGGAGCACCGGGGGGGAGGGAAGGAGGCGCGUCCCCCACACAUGCAGUUCUCCUCCCCCAUGGCCCAGCACCACCAGGGCUACAUGCCCUACAUGCACGGACCGUACGCAUACAGCCACGGCUACGAGCCCUCACACCCCGGCUACCGGGGCAUGCCCUCCGUCAUGAUGCAGAACUACCCGGGUUACCUGCCGGCCGGGUACUCCUUCCCGUCCUACGGGGGUAAGGUGUCGGGGGAGGAGGUGGAGAAGCCCUCCAGGUCCAGUCCCACGGUGAAGCCGCCCGGCGAGGCCAAAGCUCUGGACCUGCUGCAGCAGCACGCCAGCCAGUACAAGAGCAAAUCCCCGUCCAUCCAGGACAACAAGACCCCCCACGACCGGGAGAGGGACCGGGACAGAGACAGAGACCGGGACCGAGAGGGAGACCGUCCGCGGUCCUCCCCGUCACAACGCAUGCUGCCUUCCCAUCACCACCUGGGCUACCCGCUGCUGUCGGGACAGUACGACCUGUCCUACGCCUCAGGCCUCUCGUCCUCGGCCAUCGUUGCCAGUCAACAAGCGUCCGCUCCGUCCAUGUACCCCCCCGCACGGAGGUGAGACCGGCACACGUGAUUGGCUGACCUCCAUCCAGAGUCAUGUGACUGGAUCACAUGAGGAAGCGUUUCUGUUUUCAACAUCAGUUCAAUGGUGUUUGUGUACGUUUGAUUUCUCUGCCUGGACGUUCAACCGGCAGCCGCCCCCCC
This is a messenger RNA of Anoplopoma fimbria (sablefish), 4593 nucleotides long. It is a transcript of the gene znf609a, whose product is annotated as zinc finger protein 609a. Gene Ontology annotation, biological process: regulation of transcription by RNA polymerase II. The record is from RefSeq and is a predicted model, not a curated record. NCBI's taxonomy places the organism in Eukaryota, Metazoa, Chordata, Actinopteri, Perciformes, Anoplopomatidae. Gene Ontology annotation, cellular component: nucleus.